Molecule: messenger RNA, 828 nt
Organism: Aureobasidium namibiae CBS 147.97
Lineage: Eukaryota; Fungi; Ascomycota; Dothideomycetes; Dothideales; Saccotheciaceae
Product: phosphatases II
Exons: 1
Coding region: 1-828 (275 amino acids)
Biological process (GO): regulation of ERK1 and ERK2 cascade; protein dephosphorylation; negative regulation of SCF-dependent proteasomal ubiquitin-dependent catabolic process
Cellular component (GO): nucleoplasm; cytoplasm
Molecular function (GO): F-box domain binding; protein tyrosine/serine/threonine phosphatase activity
Source: RefSeq, a predicted model, not a curated record
AUGGCCUCUCAGGCAGCACAUCUCCGAGGCGACGAGUACUCGUCCCGCCUACCCACCCCUCCGCGUAUCGUCGUACCGCCGCCAACAGCAAACAUCAACCUGGCCCCCGAGUUCAAUCUGCAUCCUAUCGCCCAGUCCGGUCCGCUCUCAGCCGUCAACUAUGACAAGAUGGUAACAGGGAGCCUCCUGGACUGGAGUUACGAGCGUCGUCGUCAAGCACAGCAAAUCCUCCCCUUCCUCUACCUGGGUCCAAUGAGCGCAGUCAAGGAUCGCGACUUCUUGCGGAAUGAGGCCAUCACACUUCUCAUGGCCGUCCGCCAGCGCCACUCCUUUGAGAGCAAGAUCAUGCAGGCUGCUUUGAACGUCGCCGACGACAUCAACAUCCAGAAAAAGGCUCUUGACAUGUCCAGCCCUUACGAACUCGUCUCGUCAUUCUCUCGCGCCGCCAUUGUCAUCAACGACCACAUGAACUCUGUUCCAAACGCAAAGGUCCUUGUCUUCUGUGAGAGUGGAAACGAACGUUCUGCUGCUGUCGUCGCUGCCUAUCUCAUGGACAUCUUGGCCGAUGUUGACCACAUCAAGGCCAUGCAGAUUGUCCAAGCCCAACGUUUCUGCGUUAACUUCGACGACAACGUCAAGCGCUUGCUUCAAGGCUACUGGGAUAUCUUGCAAGCCCGUCGUGCUACCGCCAAUCUGAGUACCAGUGGCAAGCCAAAACGACUUCUCGAGAGAGACAUGGACAACGAUGGCAUGGACCUUGAUGAGUCUGGUGACGAUGGCGAAAGGUUCGAAAGCAGAACCUUUGCUCCCUUUGUGGACACUGCUUGA